Mercenaria mercenaria is the source of this 2233-nucleotide messenger RNA. RefSeq names its product cell division cycle protein 20 homolog. The record is from RefSeq and is a predicted model, not a curated record. Gene Ontology annotation, cellular component: anaphase-promoting complex. Gene Ontology annotation, molecular function: anaphase-promoting complex binding; ubiquitin ligase activator activity; protein binding. NCBI's taxonomy places the organism in Eukaryota, Metazoa, Mollusca, Bivalvia, Venerida, Veneridae. The transcript is spliced from 8 exons. The coding region runs from base 104 to 1441 and encodes 445 amino acids. Gene Ontology annotation, biological process: anaphase-promoting complex-dependent catabolic process; positive regulation of anaphase-promoting complex-dependent catabolic process; positive regulation of ubiquitin protein ligase activity.
ACCGCGUGGGAUGGUAUAUACUUCAUCUGACUAAAUCUCACAAACAAUAGCAUUUAAUACUCGAAUAAAAAAGGUGUUAGGGAUUUGUGUUAUUUAUACCAAUAUGGCUGAACGAAGGCACUCAGUGUCACACAGGACGGCGUUUGAUAGAUUCAUACCCUUCCGACCGAACUUGGAUGUUGAGACAUCACAUGCUAGACUCAUGUCUUGUUCAUCCGAUUGUACAGAGAAUGAACUUGCACAGCUCAAGAGCCCGGUCACAAAAUCGUAUACAAGGCUUUUGUCAGAAACAACACACGCUGGAGAUGGCAAAAUUUUACCGAUAUGCAGCACACCAGUUUCAAGUCCUUUCAAAAGCCGGAUGAACCAGCUGUUUCCGACCAGUCCCGACGAAGGAUAUGAUUCUCCGACAGUAGACAGAGUCCGGAGAAUCCCGACGUCACCAGAAUGUAUAAUGGACAUGCCAGGACUGAGAGACGAUUUUUAUACAAAUUUAUUAGAUUGGAGCGAUCGAAACUUGAUUGCAGUUGCUCUUUUCCAGUCAGCAUAUGUAUGGAACGCCGACUCCAAAGAUUGUCAAAGAAUUGAAAUACAUUUUCCGGAACCAAACUUUUACAUAUCGGCACUGUCUUGGAGUCAACGGGAGAAAUUGUUGGCCAUCUCCGACAACGACGGAGAGCUUACGAUUUGUGACGUUGAAAAGAUGCAAUCAAAGAGAAAGUUUGUGCCUUUAAGACAGAAAUGUUCAGUGGGAGCCCUUCAGUGGACAGACUUUGGAAUCAUAAGCGGUAACCGAAAGGGGGAGAUAACUCUGCACGAUGAUAGAUGCAAGGACAGCUCCGCAAUGAAAUACAUGAACGGGCACCAUUUAAAAGAAGUUUGUGGUUUGAGGCUAGCACCCGGAACGUCUUACUUGGCAAGUGGCGGAGAUGACGGUCAUGUAAAUGUCUGGGAUCUUCGAAUGAUGCAAAACUGCAAAAAUAUUAAGGCCCACACGGCUUGUGUUAAGGCUUUGGCGUGGUGUCCGUGGAGGCAGGGUGUCAUAGCAACCGGCGGUGGAUCGAAUGACGGUCACAUACGUCUGUGGUACGCACACACGGGAGAACAGUUGGGGGAGACUUUUACAAAAUCACAGAUCUGUGGCCUGCUGUGGUCAGAGGAGUACAAUGAACUAGUAUCUGCCCUAGGGUCCCCUACUCCCGAGAAGAAUGACCUGAUUGUCUGGAAUAUGAAGAAGUUCGAGUUCGAAGCCGUGGCCAAACUCAGACAGCAUAUCGCACGUCCUUUACACAUAGCGCUCAGUCCAGAUAAAACCACAAUAGCGUCUGCGGGCGCCGAUGAGGCUCUGUGUUUGUGGAACACAUUCCCGAGGAGGUCGCGGAGACACACUUGGACACACUGGGACAAAUCACCCCUCAACAUGUUAAAAUACAUCAGAUAAAACUUUGACGUCAACGACUGUUCAUGGCGAUACUCUGAAAUACCAGAUAUAUUUUCAACAAGUUGUCGUUGUCCUCGAACACACUCCUGGAAGUCAUUAAUAUACUUAGACAAUAAAUGGAACAAGUCACUAUUUUGAAAAAAAAAAUAUUCAUAAGCAUUCUUUGAAAACAGAAAAUGCCAAGUAGAUUGCUACCUGGAAUAUCACCCGGCACAAGGAGAGAAAGUAACAGUGUGUUAGUUGAAUUCGUCCAAAUCUGUCACAUGACCCGUGCUCUUAUUCGUUAACGUUGAAAAUCGUUUAAAGUGAACAGAUAUUAAAAUGAUCAUAUGUUUGUUUUAAGUCUAAGUCUUCUGCAAUUUUGUAUAGGUUGUUUCAGUUACAGGGUCCAGACAUCACAACCCUUGCUGAUAUAUAAGACUACUUUAUUUGCCAAGAACAUUGACGAAUACGGGUGGGGCUUCAAAUGUUUAGUGCUAUGACAACCAAUGUGUUAUUAAUUCUCACAUGUUUCUGAAAACAGAAGCUUUUUCCUACUUUUCUAACUGUUUCCUAAUCAUUUUCUUUACAUUCCUUUUCUGUAUGUUGAUCUCAUUUUAUAUAAUUAUACACUCGUUGAAUUUUUGUUUCCAAAAGUCUAUGUAAGCUUGUUUAAAUUUUCAAAGUGAUUUAUAGUGAAAUAACUAGAAAAUGAAAUUGUAAAAAAAGUACAAUUUUACUUAAUAUUUUCAAUUUUCACUGAGUGUAAUAACACUGCAUUUUAUUUGCUCAAGAAUGAAAUAAAAAUAUCAA